CUUUUAAGGAGAGUCAUUUGUAUUCACUACAAAAAACAGUGACUUGUGCGUGGUAUUUUUUACCAUCUCCAAGCUGUGACUCGUGACAUACUUAGUUUACCAUCUCUAGUUUACUUCAACGCGUUAGUGCAUUUUACCGAGAUGCUGAGAUAAAUAGAAAAUAAUUUCGGAAAAGCGAUUUUCGGUUGUUUACCACCAUGGCCACCUAUUCCAAUCAGCACUGGCUGCUCUCCCACAUCCGCAACUCCUUCAUCUCCACGGACGACUCGGGCAUGUGUGAAACAGUGAUGCUCAGCGAUGACAUGCCCAAGCACUAUUUGCGCAAAUACGGAAACUCGGGCGCUGGAGGGGAUCACGGCCACCGGAGGCGGGGGCACAAGCCUCCGCCAACGGGGGGCGGGACCACGCCCGAGCGCAACACCCGCCAUCCGGAUGCGCCGCUUCAGGAGGUGGACUUCAUCUGCUACCCAGGACUGGACCUCAGCGACGACGAGGAAGACAUGUCCACGCACUCCUUCGACAUCCAGAUGUAUCCGGAGGUGGGCGCUCAUCGCUUUCGCUCCAACACGGCCCAGAAACUGGAGAAGCUGGACAUCGCCAAGAGAAGGGCGGCGCGCAUUAAAAGUAUCAACUACCAGGAGGAAGUGCAGCCGCCCGACAGCGAGGAUUUCUUCAGGCGCAAGGAGGUGCCCCUUAGAAUGGCAGAGCCCGUGGAAAAACCACCCAAAUCCAACGAGGACGAGCUGUCGGACGAGGGUGUGCAGAGCCAACUCACCGAGCAGUUGGCCAAGAGUCCCAAGCAAACCCAGAAUCGCUUCAUUGAGUUCGCCCGCUUCGAUGGCACUUCCCAGGUGGGCAUGCAAACCAAGCGGAUCAACGUGUAUCUGAAUAUGCUUCCCGAACCGGAUCGCAACUAUCCGUUGAAGAUAUGCGUCCUAGCCACUGCCAAAAUCCAGGAGGUCAUUGGCUACGUCUGCUACAAGACCUCCCUACAGUAUCCCGAUGUUCCUUUGAAGUCCCUGCAGCAUUACGCCUUGUACAUGACGGAGGAUAAUGAUGACAUGGAGGACUUUCCGCCGUUGGACAACCGCGAACCCUGCUCCAAGUUUGGCUUCUCCCAUCUCACACUAGCCGAACGUCGGCCCUUGGCUCCGGUGACGCGUGUGGACUACCACGGUCAGCUGGGCACCAAAUCCAUGACUUCCGAGGAGGACAAAGCGGCUCUGGCUGAGGCAGCUGUCAAGGCUCUACAGAACGUCAAUCUGAAUGGCAGGACCAGUGAUCCAGGAGGAGGAGGAGGAGGAGAAGGAGAAGGAGGAGAUGAUAGUCCAAAUGACAAUGUCAGAGAGUACGAGAAACGCCUGCUGAACCACAAUGACAUGCUGGAGGCCCCCAUGCACCGCAUUUUCCGCCUGCACAUCAUAGACAAGCGGUUCUUUAAAUCCGACGUCACCCUCGGCAUCUCCGGCGAGAGAAUUGAGAUCGAUCACUACAAGAACGCCAAGUUCUGGCCACAGAAGAAACCCGUGUCCACGCCAAUCGAUUUGGUGGCCCACUGCGAGAUUGUGGAGCGACGCCAGCUAAAGGCUCUGCUGCGCAUCUGGCUAAAGUCCAACUCCUCGUCGCCCUCCUUCACCACCGGCUGCACUUCGGCGCCGAUCAAUGCCAGCGUGACCACGCUGAAUAUGGGGAGCGCCAGCGCGGGGAUUGCCCACUCGCCCAGCAGUCCGGGUCACUCGUCCGGCUUCUUUUCGAGCAGCAAUAUCCGCUUCAAGCACUACGACUUCGACACGGACACCCACACGGCGGACCAGAUCCACAGCAAGCUGAACUGCAUCCUGGAGAUGCGCUCCAGCGAGCUGAGGCGCGAGUUCCUGCUGCAGCGCGAGCGGAAGAUGGAGAAGCGGCAGCUGAAGUUGUAGUAUUUAUUCCUAUGGCGGCGGCUGCUGCUCGUGUGCCUAGCAGGCGGGCUACUGCCACUGCCGCUGCCUCGCCCCCGUCUACGUCGACGCCUCCGCCACCGCCUCCUGUUCGAUAAGUUGUAUUAGUUGCUAACUAAAGAUUGUGUUACACAUGUUUGCCUAGCCUGUAAGUAUUUAUUGAACUCACCUAACUACGAAUCCUGAUCCUGAAAAUAAAAAUGCAAAAAAACUUAAAAUUUGUAUCGGCAAAUGUAUCUGAAAAAGUUUAUUUAAGUUUAUCUUUAAAUGUAUCUUGUAAAGUCACUACACGUGUUUCUAAGCUUCCGCCUUGCCUCAGGCGUUUUUCGAGCGGUUUUCAUGCGAUUUGCACGCGUUUUCAGUCGUAUCUCUCGAUUUUAUUUCCGUUUCUCCCGCUCUACUCAUUGUAAUUGUCUGUAAUCAAUGUGCAAUUAAUCUCACAGACGCCUCAGACGGGAACGGGUCUAACGGUUGCCGUAUUACUGCAUAUUGUUUUUAGUUUUCAGUUUAUUUUUAGUCUAGCAAUGUCAGCGAUGAAUGGGUGCGGCUGGGUCGUCUGUUAACAGCUGUGCAGCUGUCGAGAAUAAUGCCUAACUGCCGUUAGAUGAUCGUCGCAUGCAUAUAUCUGUGUUAGCCGCCGACACAAACGAUUGUAGCCUGUUCUAAGGCCAAGGUUAGCGACUCGAAAUCACGCCAAAAACCGCGACAUUUGAGGUCAUUCGUCUGAUGCCGAUGCCGAUGCUGAUGAUGAUGAUGCCGCCUGGCGUGACCAAAUCGAGGCAACUCACGAUCUAUGGCCCAUGAAUCACUGGAGAUGCAAUUCCCCGAGGAAGUGUUGCUCAGAGCUUGUUCUCCGCUUUGAGACAUUUGUAACCCAAUUCUGUCUCUCGGGAAAGGAGGCAUAUAUGCACUUUGCGAUUUACAUUUCGAACUGCGGCGGCUUAAUUAAAAGCGUGCUGCACAAUGGCCAGCCAGUCGAAUAAAAAACUGUGCUGUAUGUAACGCCAUACCUGGAGGUCAGCCGUUCGGUCUCCAACCUGUUGCAUCCCCAUCCCCAUCUCCAUGUCCAUGUCGAUGUCCAUCUCCAGACGAGAAUUGCGGACCAGUCGCCGGCGGCGGCAAUGUCUUCCUGCCUCCAGCAGCGAUAAAUUGUGCUGGCAUCAGCCUCUGCCAAGGUCGCUUCCUUAAUGAAGUGCCGAAACUUGGGCUCGUUUCGUGGCAGGCACUUGACAUGGAACUGGUUUCGGGCACCGCUCUCAAGUGGAUGCCACCACCAGAUGCAGGUGGUGAUUGCAACUUACACAGAAGAAACUUCGCCGGAAGUUAUGUAUUAUUUGUCAUAAUUAAAUAUAUCCUAAUAAAAUAUGCUUGGUUAGUAAAUACUUUUUUUUAA
Drosophila gunungcola (fruit fly) is the source of this 3333-nucleotide messenger RNA. RefSeq names its product stress-activated map kinase-interacting protein 1 (gene Sin1). Lineage: Eukaryota; Metazoa; Arthropoda; Insecta; Diptera; Drosophilidae. Gene Ontology annotation, molecular function: phosphatidylinositol-4,5-bisphosphate binding. The record is from RefSeq and is a predicted model, not a curated record. Gene Ontology annotation, cellular component: cytoplasm; plasma membrane; TORC2 complex. Gene Ontology annotation, biological process: TORC2 signaling.